Coffea arabica (coffee) is the source of this 615-nucleotide messenger RNA. NCBI's taxonomy places the organism in Eukaryota, Viridiplantae, Streptophyta, Magnoliopsida, Gentianales, Rubiaceae. The record is from RefSeq and is a predicted model, not a curated record.
AUGCGAGUGUCCAAGCAGGUUUUCGUGAAGUUUAACAUUGGGAGAUAUGAGGAUGAGUUGGUGUGUGACUUGGUUCCUAUGCAAGCUGCCCAUCUUAUUCUUGGAAGACCUUGGCAAUUUGAUCGCGAGGUUACUUAUGAAGGUCAUUCCAACAAAUACUCGUUCAUGCAUAAAGGGACAAGGGCCAUACUUGUUCCACUCUCACCUACACAAGUUCGAGAGGACCAAAAUGUUUUACAGAGGGAAUGGGGGUUGGAUCGAUUAGAAGGCAAGGAAAAGAAAGGGCGAACAUUGAUCAUGCUCGCUAAACCUGAGGACAACAUCGGGCACUGGGAGCUGGAUCGUUCCACCUUUGUGGUAUUUAACGUGUUUUCAUUUGUGCAGGUUGUUCGUGGUCAGAUAUCCUUCAUCUUGCAGUGUGCAAUACCCGCAACCAUAGAGAUCUGCGAAGAGAGUGCUGGUCAAGUAAUUCCAACCAACACUAGUCGAGUUACAUUGGCCUUUGAUGCAGUUUUUGCACAUCUUGAUGUGUACAACUCGCAGCCCAACCAAACCUUGGUUCACGCGGGCGUCCGCUCACGAUCCACCCAUAGGGUUGAGACGUCGCUUGUGUGA